Molecule: messenger RNA, 2037 nt
Organism: Trametes versicolor FP-101664 SS1
Lineage: Eukaryota; Fungi; Basidiomycota; Agaricomycetes; Polyporales; Polyporaceae
Product: P-loop containing nucleoside triphosphate hydrolase protein
Exons: 11
Coding region: 1-2037 (678 amino acids)
Molecular function (GO): hydrolase activity; DNA binding; ATP binding
Source: RefSeq, a predicted model, not a curated record
AUGCCAUGGUUCCGGCCCCCUCUGCUCUCCGUCGCUAAUGCGCUGAGGCAAUAUAGUACUCGGCUAGAGAAAGCUGUUGUCCUACGACCAUACCAAGAGUCGUGUUUGGAGGCCUGUAUCGACGCGCUCAAGGCUGGUUCUACGCGCAUCGGUGUCUCUUUGCCCACAGGAUCUGGCAAGACUACCGUAUUUAUCUCGCUGCUGUCGCGUCUGCCACCUGCCCGGGGUGCUCAAGAGGCGACUAGGUCACUGGUAAUUGUCAAUAGCGUAGAGCUUGCUCAGCAAACUGCCGACCAAGCUACACGAUUGUUUCCUGAAUGGCGCGUGGAGAUUGAGCAAGGCAAGCACCAUGCGUCGGGUACUGCAGACCUGACGGUAGCCACUUUUCAGACGCUGCUACGCUCACAGCGGCUGGAGAAGUUCAGAGCGGAGUACAUGAAGGCUCUCAUCGUGGACGAGGCGCACCAUGCAGCUGCACCUUCAUACCGCCGAAUUUUGUCUCACUUCGACCCCAACAUCAAGAAUCCAGACGAAGCGUUCGAGCCUCCCGUUCUGAGCCAUCGUAUCCCUAUCCUGGGGUUCUCCGCGACGUUCAGCAGGCAUGAUGGCCUUGCGCUGGGAUCGGUGUUCGAGAGGAUUGUAUACCACAGAGAUUUCCUGGAAAUGAUCAAAGAGCAAUGGCUCUGUAAUGUGCGGUUUACCACCGUACGUGCCAAUAUUGACCUCAGCCAAGUGACGGUCAACUCCCGCUCGGGCGAGUUCAACCCGACGAGUCUGAGCCAUGUGGUCAAUACGGACUCCGUGAACGAGUUGGUCGUUCGAUCGUGGCUGGACAAAGCAGCGGACCGCAAGUCUACGCUAGUGUUCUGCGUGAACAUCGCGCACGUCGUUGCACUCACUGCCGCCUUCCGCGGUGCCGGGAUCGACGCGCGUUACCUUCAUGCGAGCACCCCUGCCGUUGAGCGCAAGGCACUCGUAGAGGCCUUCAGAGCUGGGAAGUAUCCCGUGCUGAUCAACUGUGCUGUCCUCACGGAGGGCGCAGAUAUACCCAACAUCGACUGUGUGAUCGUGGCACGGCCAACAAGGUCGCGGAAUAUAUUUGCGCAGAUGCUUGGUCGAGGCAUGAGGCUGUCUCCCGCGACUGGAAAGGAAGACUGUCGGAUCAUAGACUUCGUCGACUCCCAAGAACGGGUAGCAGGAGUGAUCUCCGCACCCACCUUGUUCGGGCUCGACCCCUCCGAGUUGUCUGACGAUGAGACCAUCGAAAGCCUCGAGCAACGGAGCGCGUCCUUGUUAGAGCGUGACGACGCGGUCGACAAGGGAAGGCCAAAUACUUCGGGGUCGGUACCGGCGCCAAAAUCGGUCACGUAUAUCGACCACGAAGACCCAUUCGCUCUUGUGGACCAGGCCUCUGGGGAUCCCAACAUUCGUAACCUCAGUAGGAACGCCUGGGUCUGUUGUGGUGACGAGCUCUACAUCCUGGAGUGUAUGGGGAAAGGCUUCAUACGUGUUGAACCUGUUGAGGACGGUGAAGAUGGUGAAAAGUACCAAGCCCAUUACACACCGCCCACCAUGACCAGAGGCACGGCGUACAUGCUGAAGAUAUCUCCGUUCAGAAGGAGCAAGAAGAUCCUUUCUGCGCAAACACUGGCGGAGGCGAUCCGGGGUUGCGACACUUACGCACAAAGCAAAGUCCUACCCGGACAGGUUGCGCUUGGGCUUUUGCGCAGCGCGAAGUGGCGAUGGGAGCCUGCCUCGGAGUCGCAGAGGAUGUUUGUCUCAAAGCGUUGGAAGACACGGAAGAUUCUCACCACUGAGGAGGGUCAGAGCGCGAAGCGUCUCCCGGGUGACCAUGAGUUGAGGUCACUGAAGAAGGGCGAGGCAGCCAACAUUAUCACUCGUUUGAAGCACGGCGCGCAGGCACGUCAUGAGAAGCGGCAGAAGGCACUUGCGAAAGCGGCUCUCGCCGCCGAGAAGACGUUGAGAAGGCAAUCCCGCGAGACCGUGAAAGUCGGUGUCUUGUCUGCUACCCAUUGA